Molecule: messenger RNA, 1947 nt
Organism: Olea europaea var. sylvestris
Lineage: Eukaryota; Viridiplantae; Streptophyta; Magnoliopsida; Lamiales; Oleaceae
Product: cyclic dof factor 1-like
Exons: 2
Coding region: 74-1525 (483 amino acids)
Biological process (GO): regulation of DNA-templated transcription
Molecular function (GO): DNA binding; DNA-binding transcription factor activity
Source: RefSeq, a predicted model, not a curated record
AAAUCAUACUGCUAAGCACUGCCAACAAAGCCUUUGUAUUUCUCAUUUCAAAGACUAUUUUAGUGGGAAGAAAAUGGUGGAAGUAAAGGAGCCGGAGAUAAAACUGUUUGGGAUGAAGAUUAUGAUGCUGGAGAACGGGAAAAGGGUUGUUGUGCUCUCCGGUGGCGAGUCUUCCAACGAGAUUGAUGAUGAAAAUUGUGUUGGAUCCGAUAAUGGGUUCUUUUUAGAUGAUAAUAAAGUGAGCAGAGUCGAACAAGAGCAAGAUGCAGAUGAAGAAAAACAACAGAUUAAAGGGGAGGGAUCGACUCAAGAGUGUCGUAAAUCGAAUCUACAAGAAAAGGACCAGCGUCCAGCUGCAGGGGAAUCCCAAAACUCUAACCCUUUAUCGGAAUUUGAUGAUCCAAGAACUCCCCCCAUUGAUGAAGACGUUGCAUCAAUACAUCCUCUUAAAAGUGAGAGUGAUCAAAGCGAGGGAACAAAUUCACAGCACAAAACUCUUAAGAAACCAGACAAAAUCCUUCCAUGUCCCCGUUGUAAAAGCAUGGAUACGAAGUUCUGUUACUACAACAAUUACAACAUCAGUCAGCCUCGCCAUUUCUGCAGGAGUUGUCAAAGAUAUUGGACGGCUGGUGGUAAUAUGAGGAAUAUGCCAGUGGGUGCUGGUCGACGCAAGAACAAGUAUUCUGCCUCCCAUUGUCAUCAUAUUACAAUCUCUGAAGCCCUUCAAGCAUACAGUCAUAACGCAAAAUUUAGGCCUAAUGGCACUGUUCUGUCCUUCGGUCCCGACUCUCAAAUUCGUGAAUCGAUGGCCUCUGUUCCAAGUCUUGCAGAUGUAGAAGUACCAAAUGGUAUUCGACAUGGAUAUUAUAAAAGUGAUCAAGUGGCUCCAAUUUCUUACAAAAUUGUCGAGAAUGGUGAUGAUCGUCAUAGUGGAUCGUCCAUCACAACAUCAAAUUCAUCAGUAGAGGGAGGCAAGAAUGGAUCCGUAAAGCCAGUUAUUCAAAAUAAUAAUGGCUUUCCUUAUCCAGUUCCAUGUCUUCCCGGGGUUCCUUGGCCUGUACCCUGGGGUUCUGCUGUUCCGGUGCCAACCAUCUGCCCUGCAGGAUUUCCCAUGCCAUUUUACCCUACACCUUAUUGGAACGUUCCGUGGUUACCGUUACAACUGCCCACACCAAAUGAAAAGGUAUCGGACUUCAGUUCCAACUCGCCACUGGGCAAGCAUACAAGGGAUGGGGAAUUGCUCAAACCAAACAAGCCAGAGAGUAAAGAAUGCCUUGAAGAGAAGAAUUCAGAAAGUUCUAUUGUGGUUCCAAAAACUUUACGAAUUGAUAAUCCUGAUGAAGCAGCAAAGAGUUCAAUAUGGGCAACGCUCGGGAUCAAGUACGAUUCCGUAAGAAGGGAAGGCCUUUUUAAGGCCUUGCAACCAAAAAGUGAUGAAAAGAAACCUGUAGCUAUGGCUUCCCCCGUAAUGCACGCUAAUCCUGCAGCAUUAUCUAGGUCCCUCGGCUUCCAGGAGAGAGCCUGAAGUGAUAGUUUAACUACUUAUCGUCUUCUCCAAUGAGUAGUCUUACUUAUUACCAGGCCUUGUAUCUACUUCGGCAAAGGCUAGCAACUGAAAUGAAGGCUUAAUGUUAGUUUCUUCUAAAAGGCCUUGGACAUGGGGGCAAUCUUGGAUAAACCAUUGUGAAAAUUAGUUGUUCUUGUCUUUUAACGUUGACGAGGUGCUUUGUUUUGUCGAUGAGCGUGUUAUAAUGUACAUAUCUCCGUAGAAAAAUACUGACAGAAGAGGAGAUCAAGAGUGUGACAUUAAAUUAGAUGCAACAAGUGUGACUCUAUUUUCUUCUGUUGGCAAUUUUGAGAACUCGUGUAACAUUCUAUAUGUAAUUUGCCGUUCCCUCCUGUUAAACACAAGAACUGUAUAAAUAAAUGUGUGUUGUUAUAAAAUAA